UGCUGCGGGUACCAGCAGAGUGCUGAGCCGGACUAGGAUACACCCCCACCCUCAGCAUCUCUCCACACCACCAGAUACAUAGAAGAUAGUGUGCUUCUCUAGUUCCUCUACUGUUGUAACUCCUACUUGCAACAAGGUCCAUUCUUCUUUGUGCAGCAGCAUCUGGAGAGGUGGGACCCUGAGGUUACCUGCUCUGUAGGAGACCGUCCCCUGCGUGAAGUCUCACUGAUGGAGCUUUGAAUUCUCAUCUCUCUACUCCAACAAGCGGGGGGGACAUCUGGACACUCGCGGAUCCAAGGUGCGCUCAAAUUGAGCUUUUGUGCAAAUGCCAUUGCGAUGCUGUGGAUGUGACUUCAGACAAAACAGCUUCACAACGCUAGAGUCCUGUAAAGCACAAUGAAAGACGAUUUUGCUGAUGAGGAGGAGGUGCAGUCCUUUGGAUAUAAGAGAUUUGGAAUCCAGGAGGGUACGGAGUGCACCAAAUGUAAAAAUGACUGGGCACUGAGGGCGGCUAUUGCCCUGCUCUAUGUGCUCUGUGCCCUGCUCACCAUAGCGGUAGCCGUACUCGGAUACAAAGUGGUCCAGAGAAUGGACAAUGUCACAGAGGGGAUGCAGAAUUAUGGAGGCAAGAUCAAUGCUGUGGAGACAGACUUAAAGAAACUAGAUGAUCAGACAGGAGAGAAGUCAGUAAAUGCCACGAGUGACAUCAAGACCUUCAAGUCAGAUCUGGAGGCAUUACAGAACCAACUGAAUGAUAUUGCCCUCAGGGCGACCAGAAACAGGGAUAUCCUGGACGAGCUUCAGAUCACAGGAGAUGACAUGCAGAACGGCCACGUCUCCCUGCAGAGCUUUAUGCAAGGCAACGAGGCCUCAUUGCGUGGGGUCAACCAGACCUUGGCCUCCUACAGUGGCAUGAUUGACAACCUCCAGACAGACACUGCACGGCUCCAGUCAGAUAUACAGGGCCAGGUCAAAGUUCAGAGCCAGACCCAGGUUAAUAUCAGUGCGCUCAACAUCACCCAAUCCCAGCAGCGCAAUGUCCUCGGCACGCUCCAGAAGACGGUGGAAGACGCAGGCCAGGCGGUGCAGAAACUGAAAAAUGACUAUCAGGGUCUGCAGCAGACGGCCAGACAGAACCGGGCCGACACAGAGUGGCUGAAGGAAAAGGUCCAGAACCUCCAGGUUUUGGCAGCCAAUAACUCGGCCCUGGCCCGUUCCAACGGAGAAGCUCUGGAUGACUUGGGGGCUCAGCUCAGCACACUAGCCAGCCAGAUCCAGAACACCUCAGCUCUCAACGAGGAGCAUGGCCAGAGCCUGCACGAGCUGAUGGACCACCAGAGAGACCACGAUAACGCCACCUCAUCUAAGUUUGAUAAGAUGGAAUCACGGCUAGACAGACAUGAGGACGACAUGGACCGUGUGACUGGAAACGUGAGCUUCGCCGCGCAGCUCCUGGGUGCGAUCAGCACGGACCUGAACGGCCUGAGGUCGUGCGCUGAGACGGUGAUACGACAUUCAGACCUGAUACUGGGGCUGAAUGGGAGUGUGACGGAGGCCCAGGCAGAUAGCAAAGAGCUGCGAGCACAGCAAGAUGAACUGGCGACCAGGCUGGACAAAGAGGUCAGCAACCUCUCAGUGGUGAUGGAGGAGAUGAAGACGGUGGACAGCAAGCACUCUCAGCUCAUCACCAACUUCACCAUCCUGCAGGGUCCACCAGGUCCAAGGGGCCUCAGGGGGGAUAAGGGUCCCCAGGGAGCCAUGGGCCAGCCAGGACAAAAGGGCGAUAAGGGAGACAAAGGGAUGCUAGGGUUGGUGGGACCUAAAGGAGAGAAAGGUGCUGCUGGACCACAAGGUUUGACGGGUCCAAAGGGUCCUAUCGGGGCUCGGGGUCUCCCGGGGGCUAAAGGAUCGAGAGGGUCUGGAGGACGACCCGGAAACAACGGUGAAAAAGGCGAUCCUGGGGCUCCAGGGAUUCCUGGUAGGGAUGGACUGUCAGGUUUGCCAGGAAUACAAGGGCCACAGGGGACCGGAGGAGCAGCAGGACCUGCAGGGCUCGAUGGGCCUCGUGGGCCAGUUGGACCCAUCGGCCCUCCUGGUCCUCCAGGGCUACCAGGGAUACCUGCGCCAGCACCUCCACUUUUAAAGCCGCCUCAGCCCACUCAGCCUGUUAAGGUCCUUGAAACCCCCAAACCACCCCAACCCCCAAAACCAGCCCAACUCCCCAAACCCUCUCAACCCCCCAAACCAGCAGAGGAACCACAAGGCUCCGUGUCACGGCAGAUCCAGCCUCCUGUCGCCCCUGCUCCAGUGCCUGGUUGCCCGGCCGAGUUCAGAAAGUUUGGAGCCAGCUGCUAUUACUUCUCCUCUGGUCCUCAGAGGCUCAACUUUGACGAGUCCCACCAGUUUUGUGCUAACAUGUCAUCUCUGAUGCUCAUCAUCAACGACAAUGACGAACAGCAAUUCGUGAGAGAUGCAAUUGCAGGAAAAGGCUAUUUCUGGCUGGGUCUUACUGACAGGGAGGAGGAAAAUGUCUGGAAAUGGGUGGAUGGAACUUUACCUGUUUUCAAGAAGUGGAAGCCUGGCCAGCCCGAUAACUGGACCCAUGGCCACGAAGAUGGCGAGGACUGUGCUGGCCUCAUCCAUAACGCCAACUGGAACGAUUUCUACUGCACUGACCGCAUCGGUUUCAUCUGUGAACGUGCCUCUGACUGUCAUGGAAGUUCCAGUUUUAUAGCAUCCAUCGAAGACAGUGUGAGCUGUCCAUGGGAGAACGGUGAAGAGGCUGAAGUUGAGGGAAGGAAAACAACACAAACAAACCAAGCAGGGGAAGGCCACAACACACCCGCAAUGCCUCUCUUCACCACCAACCCUUUUGACCAAGAUGUUGAGAAAGCAACCAGUGAGAUGAACACAGCCGAGGACUGGGGCCUCAUUCUGGACAUUUGUGAUAAGAUAGGGCAGUCACGCACUGGGCCUAAAGAAUGUCUCCGCUCUAUAAUGAGAAGAGUGAACCAUAAGGAUCCUCAUGUGGCCAUGCAGGCACUCACUCUCCUAGGUGCUUGUGUCUCAAACUGUGGGAAGAUAUUCCACUUGGAGGUUUGUUCCAGAGAGUUUGCCAGUGAAGUCAGUAACGUCCUAAACAAGGGCCACCCCAAAGUGUGUGAGAAGCUGAAAGCCCUGAUGGUGGAGUGGGCAGAGGACUUCCGCAACGAUCCCCAACUCAGUCUGAUCUCAGCAAUGAUCAAGAAUCUACGCGAGCAGGGUGUUACUUUCCCAGCUGUGGGGUCCCAGGCUGCAGAGCAAGCAAAAGCAAGCCCUGCUUUAGUGGCAAAGGAUCCCUCGACCUCAACAAACAAAAAAGAAGAAGAAGAUUUGGCCAAAGCUAUUGAGCUGUCCCUGAAGGAGCAACGUCAGCAGCCGCAGACCUCCCUGUCGGGCCUUUACCCGAACACCUCCGGCCUGCUCUCCUCGCACAAGUCCGACGGCAGGAAAGUCCGCGCCAUCUACGACUUUGAGGCCGCCGAGGACAACGAGCUCACCUUCAAGUCGGGAGAAAUCAUCACUAUCCUGGAUGAUAGUGACCCCAACUGGUGGAAAGGGGAAACAUACCAGGGAAUAGGGUUGUUCCCCUCCAACUUUGUCACAGCUGACCUGACUGCUGAGCCUGAGAUGAUGAAGACAGAGAAGAAGACAGUACAGUUCAGUGAGGAGAUCCAGGUGGAGACCAUAGAGCCCGAACAAGAGCCCGUAUAUAUAGACGAAGACAAAAUGGACCAGCUACUGCAGAUGAUCCAGAGUGCAGAUCCCACAGACAACCAGUCAGACAGCGUCGAGUUGCUACAGUUGGAAGGUGCCUGCAAUCAAAUGGGGCCCCUCAUUGACCAGAAGUUGGAGGAUAUAGACAGGAAGCACUCGGAGCUGUCGGAGCUGAACGUGAAGGUGAUGGAAGCUCUGUCUUUGUAUGCCAAGCUAAUGAAUGAAGAUCCCGUUUACGCCAUGUAUGCCAAGCUACAGAGCCAACAGUACUACAUGCAGCAGCCUGCCAACGCAGCACAACAGGUCUACCCUGGUCAGCCUGCAUCAGGUCAGUAUGCCAUGAGCGGCUCCGCGGUGCAGGGUUACACUGUUCCCAUGGAGCAGCUUCCAGCUGGAGCCCCCAUACCUGGUCAGCCAGCUCCCGGUGACGUUCAUAUGUACAUGGGCCAGCCGCCAGUCUACACCGCAGCUCCAGGCAGCAUGGCCCCAGCAGACCUGCAGUCCUACCAGAACCCGGCCAGCGGCCCUGGCCCCGCCCCCGGCAUGACGCAGUCGCCAAACUACAGCAACCCCUCUGGGCCGAGCAUAGCACCUUCAUCAGACCCCUCGCAGGCCCCCUACUCAGAGAAAGCCUUGCUAUAGGGCCCCUCUGAGCUCACCGUUAUCCUCACGCACACACACGCACCAGACCCUGAACAAAUAGUGGUGGUAGAUCAUCUCUUCUAUUAUGUGUUAGGAUUUGUGUGGAACACCAGAUGGAUGAAAACAUUCAAAUAGAGUAGACUAAACUUGACAUAGGGCACGCUUUGUGUUGUUUUUAUCCGGCAGAUAAAUAUAUACAGUUACACUUAUCACUCCAGGUUUAGAAGUGAUCAUAAGCUUUGUUUUGAAGGAGCUCACACCAAGACGCACAUGGUCUGAAAACAGAGACACGCCGUUUUGUUUUAAUUAAUUGUGUUUCUGCAUUUUCACUCUUCCUUCAAAUUCCUUUACAAGACUCAGAUGUGAAGCCACGGAGGAGCUUUCGUUUCACUUUUAUCUACACUUAAUUAAGUUUUGGUCGUCAUUCAAGCCUGAUCCCUUCUAAAUCUAGAUCUGAAAGCAGUAUAUUCAUCGUCCAGUUUUAUGAACGGGACCUGACAUUAAUUGCUUCCUAAGUUAUGAUAGGACUAAGAAAUUGUGGUUAUGUUUUAUUUUAUGAGUCCUAGCUUUAUAAUUUGGUACCAAUUAUAGGGCAAAUGAGACAAAAUUAUUUCAGUUAGGUUUGAAGGGAAUUUAUAAGAAGUCCAUUAGGAAUUUCUCUAAAGGAAUGACUCUAUUUAAACCCAAGUAAAUAUUUAUAUUUAGUCAUUUAUCAUUUGAAACUUUAUUUCUCAUACUGUAUAUAUUUUUGAAUGCUCAGCUGACCUACUGGGUGCUGACUUAAGACUUUUGAGGUUAUACUAUCAAUUCAUUUGAAAUAUGUUUUUUGAAGAGACUUGAACUGUUAAUGUGCAGUUGUUUACCUACAAUUAGUUUCACAUUUUGUAAAACUUCCUAGGAAAUUACAAAAAAAAUGACGGACUUGUAAAACAAAACAACAAACAAAAUUGCUUUGAUCAAGUGUGACACACACGAGCAUUCCUUCUCACUCCCCUUUACAUGCACACUGGAGCUACACACAAACACACUACAGUCAGGUGUACAGUAGCGGACACACACACACACACACACACACACACACACACACACACACACACACACACACACACACACACAGUUGCACCAUUUGACUCGAACAUCCUCAUCAGGGUCUGAUAAUUAACCUCCACUCACACACUUAUACGCCACAGCCUUCUCACUCACUUAAAGCAACCGCAUUGCUAAUCGUGUCACAGAAAAGGGGCGUCAACAUAUUUUUUUUUUUUCAUUUUAACCAGAAGAAGGACUUUUAGCGAUGCUAAAAAACUUAAGAUUACUACAUUCUGUAUAUGUCGGCAACUUUUAGAAGUACUGAAAACUGAAGACACUUUGUUUUAUUUUGUUUAGAGGGGAAAAGAAACCAGAGGAAUUUAAGCAUGCACAUGACUCGUUGUAAAUAUACUGUACUGAACUGGUAGUGAAGCCACAUGAUGACCUCAUGGAUGGGCUGGAUGUUAGCACAGCUCCGGGUGUGUCUCUCAGCCUCGAAGGUGAACUCUGCAGUCAUGAUGUUCCUGCUGAACUAAAGGUGUUAAAGCCAAAGAGAACAAAACGGAAAAAAACACGGCAGAAACCCAAGUUAUUUUUAUUUAAUUUUUCCCUCACAUGGUUGACUCUGAACGUCAUGCUGCAGAGUUUUCCUUUCUCAAAACGAGCAGCUCUAGAUCCUUGUUGGUGGAUGUAGUGUUCGCUCCGUCUCCGUUCAGGAGCUGUUCUAACAGACGACAGACUCGGCUACUAAGGCGACCGCCUCAGUGUCUUUUACAAGCAUCUCUUUUAGUCAGUGUUGAAACAUUUCUUUUUUUGUAGUGCAUUUUUUUAUUUAUGUUAUGAUUAUUGUUAUGAUAUUUUAAAUGGAGAAGCAGUGCAGGAUGUAUGUAUUCAGAGAAAAAGCGGAAUAUGUGAUAUUCUGCGUAACUUAGUUGUAUAUUUAAAUUGCUCACAUGAGGACAUGGGCAUUCCUCUCAGUGUUUUAUACAUGCUUGUUGUACUGUAGGGUCAAAUGGUAAUGUGAAGAACUGCUCUAACCUCCCGAAGCAUUUCAAUCCUGUUCUUUCUCAAAGCUGUCUUAACACUAAAACAAAUUCUACCUGAAGCAGGGCUGAAAUGAGGUUUUAUGAUUCUGGAAAGCACAGUCAGGAUUUAUAAACAGCUCCUUUGUCAAGGUCUCCCUAAGCUAUCAGUUACAGAGUCACUUUAAUAUCAAAUAUUGUACAAAUCUAGCGCUCCUACCAUAACUUUCCAUACUCUUCUAUGGAUUCUACAUGUUCAACAUCUUUGGAAUUGAUGUCUAUGAAUACUGACUGGAUUGCAAAACGAUGAUGAAACAGGAAUAUUAUUUAUCCGUUGUUGUUUAUUAUUGAAUGAUGCUACAUGAAGGAAUUAUAAAGCAGUGUUGAAUAAGAUGAAUUUGAUUUUCCAGUUGCAAAACAAAUUGGUGUAUUGAUCUGAUAUUUGUGUCUUUUCAAAUUUCUCUUGAGAUAAUAUCCGUUGUGCUCCUCCUGUGCCACCGUAACAUUUUAAACACCUCAUUUUACAGCUUUGGUACGUGGGACUUUGCAAACAAGAGGCCAUUUACCCCCCCAUAACUUGAUUUAAGCAUUAAUAUCGUUGAUUUAAAAGACAAGAAAUCUUUGCUGCCUUCAACUAAAUGCAAGAGUGAAAUAGUGUUAAUCUGUUUGAUCAAAGAGGGCUGAAAUAUCAAAUGUAUAAAGAAGUAGCAGCCGUUCUGUGACUGCGGCGUCCAGGAGCCACUUUAUCGUCACACAUUGUCCAAAUGUAAGAUCUCGUUGCACCACAGCGCUGGACUGCAGCCCCGAUGUAACUUUAUUGCACAGGAUUGAGAUGCUGCCUGUUUUUAAGUUUUAACCAUCAUUAUUGUAAAAGGUUCUGUCUAAACUUGUAUCCUGCUGUUUGUAUGUAUUAUUUUAACCAUACUUAUUAAUUGGUAUUCACAAUAAAAC
Anoplopoma fimbria (sablefish) is the source of this 7400-nucleotide messenger RNA. RefSeq names its product collectin-12-like. NCBI's taxonomy places the organism in Eukaryota, Metazoa, Chordata, Actinopteri, Perciformes, Anoplopomatidae. The transcript has 24 exons. The coding region runs from base 397 to 4398 and encodes 1333 amino acids. Gene Ontology annotation, biological process: protein transport to vacuole involved in ubiquitin-dependent protein catabolic process via the multivesicular body sorting pathway. Gene Ontology annotation, molecular function: phosphatidylinositol binding; ubiquitin binding. Gene Ontology annotation, cellular component: ESCRT-0 complex. The record is from RefSeq and is a predicted model, not a curated record.